AGGAAGAAAGGCAUCCUGUGUGGCUAGAGCUGGGGACUUGAGUGGAGCAGAUGAAGGGCUGAAGGGGAGAUUACACAGGGGUCUGACCGCUGCUGCUGCUGCCGUCUCUCUGCAGAUUGACAAUCAGCGCUCCCGCCUGCCUGCGUCCCUGAGUGAGGGCCGCCUGCGUGUGUUCCAGAGUGGGAUCCAGGGCGUGAUAGAGCUGGACUUUGGGCUGGUGGUCACCUAUGACUGGGAUGGCCAGCUGACGCUGAGCCUGCCCAAGCGCUUCCAGGACCAGGUGUGCGGGCUGUGUGGCAACUAUAACGGAGACCCUGCUGAUGACUUCCUCACGCCCGACUGGGACCAGGCUCCCAAUGCCUUGGAAUUUGCAAAUAGCUGGAAGCUGGAGGAUGGGGACGACCAGUGUGGUGACGGUUGCCACAGCACUUGUCCCUCCUGCACUGCAGGUCAGGUCCAGCACUAUAAGGGAGACCGCCUCUGUGGCAUGCUAACUCUGUCCACAGGCCCCUUCUCUGCCUGCCAUGAAUUCCUGGACCCUCAGCCUUUCCUAGAGGAGUGUGUGUUUGACCUGUGUGUGACUGGAGGAGAGCGGCUCAGCCUGUGCCGGAGCCUUAGAGCCUAUGCCCAGGCCUGUAUGGAACUGGGUGUCUCUCUUGGAAACUGGAGGUCACAGGCCAGCUGCCCCCUGUCCUGUCCAGCCAACAGCUGCUAUGAUCCUUGCAGCCCCGCCUGCCCAGCCUCCUGCAACUCAGAGGCCGCCCCGAGCAACUGCUCUGGGCGCCCUUGCGUGGAGGGCUGCGUGUGCCUUCCAGGCUUCGUGGCUAGUGGCGGUGAUUGCGUGCCUGUGUCAUCGUGUGGCUGCGCCUUCGAGGGCCGCCUGCUGGCUCCCGGUCAAGAAGUGUUCGCCGACGACCUAUGCAAGCGCCGCUGCACAUGUGAUGGAGCCACCCAGAAAGUGACCUGCAAGGACACAUCAGGGUGCCCUUCUGGGGAGCGCUGCAGAGUGCAGAAUGGCCUCCUGGGGUGCUACCCAGACAACUUUGCCAGCUGCCAGGCAUCAGGAGACCCGCACUACGUGAGCUUUGAUGGAAGGCGCUUUGACUUUAUGGGUACCUGCACAUACCUGCUGGUGGGCUCGUGUGGUCAGGACAACUCGCUGCCCGCCUUUAAGGUGCUGGUGGAAAAUGAACACCGAGGCAGCCAGACCGUGAGCUACACGAGGGCUGUGCGAGUGGUGGCCCACGGUGUGGAGGUGGCUGUGCGGAGGGAGCACCCCGGAAAAGUGCUGGUGGACGGCAUCUUUCAGCACCUGCCCUUCCAGGCUGCAGGUGGGCAGGUGCAGGUGUUCCGCCAGGGCAACGAUGCUGUCGUGCGCACAGACUUUGGCUUGACUGUUACCUACAACUGGGAUGCCCGUGUGACUGCCAAGGUGCCCAGCAGCUAUGCUAACGCUGUGUGUGGGCUCUGUGGGAACUUCAAUGGGGACCCAGCCGAUGACCUGGCUCUGAAGGGUGGAGGCCAAGCUAGCAGCGCACUGGAUUUUGGGAACAGCUGGCAGGAAGAGAUAAUUCCUGGGUGUGGAGCAACUAAUCCUGGUGACUGUCCCCAGCUGGACUCCCUUGUGACCCAGCAACUACAAAGCAAAAAAGAAUGUGGGAUCCUUGCUGAUCCUAAGGGUCCAUUCCGGGAGUGUCACAAGUUGCUGAACCCCCAGGGAGCUGUACGUGACUGUGUCUAUGACCUCUGCUUGCUGCCCGGUCAGUCUGGGCCACUGUGUGAUGCCUUGGCUACAUAUGCUGCUGCGUGCCAGGCUGCUGGCGGCACCGUGCAUCCCUGGAGGAGUGAGAAGCUCUGCC
Molecule: messenger RNA, 1859 nt
Organism: Psammomys obesus (fat sand rat)
Lineage: Eukaryota; Metazoa; Chordata; Mammalia; Rodentia; Muridae
Product: IgGFc-binding protein-like
Exons: 3
Source: RefSeq, a predicted model, not a curated record